UUUGUGCCACUUCCGGGUGGUUGUCAGUGACGCUCUCGCCCCGUCGUCAGGGUGGCCUGAACCGCUGCGGGGCUUGCUUCUGGCUGGAGGGCCUACCGCACGGGAGGUGGGAGAUUGGUAUGUUUUAUGUAUUUUGGAAAAUAUUCUGUUGGCAAUAACUAAAGAAAGGGGCGAGUCUUCUACGGACAGACUGUGAGGAAAUAAUUAUCCACCUACUUAGGAUUAGAAGACCAGCUCAUUCUUGGUCUUCUAAAACAAAAUUAGAGGCUGCAGGCAGCCCCGCACCCCAGCACUCAACCGCUGCGCCACCAGGGGAGGCCCAGAUCUGAGAAGUCUUGUGACCAUACUUACUGGACUUUUCCAAAGAGGAGAAUUUAUGGGACCCGUAAUGUUUCUUUACUCUUAACUACUUCAAUCCCAAUGAAUGGAUUGGGGAGAAGAAUAUUCCCAUAAUUCUUUUGACCUACACUGUUUGUUAAAUUCAUUUCCUGGAGACUUGGAGUUUAAGCAGAUCUUCAGUGACCUUGAUGAAAAGAUAGAACAAAAUGCUGCGAGCAUAAAGCUUUGCGUUAAAGAAAUACAGUCUGAAGUUAACAAGCAGUGUCCAGAUGUGCAGCUGCAAACAACUACUGACUGCUUUGAGUGGCUAAAUAACUAUAAAUGUAAUUCAUCAAAGUCACCUUCUAUUCCCCAUGGAGAUUUGAUAAAAUUCCUCAAAACACUGCAAGAUUUCUUGAAGAAUGAACAAAAUCAAGAAGAAAUGAUAUUGGAUUUACUUUGGAACCUUUCCUGCCAGAGCAGUACUUCUUUCCCAUCAACUCUGAAUGGAAUAUCAUUCCAUUUCCUUUCGACGACUUGUCUACAUUCUGUUGAAGAUCAUUCCUCUAUGGAUGUAAAGUCUAUGUGGGAUGAUGUAAGACUACAUCUUCGACGUUUCUUAGUGAACAAAUUACAAAGUCAUAAUGAAAUAAACAAUUCACAGCAAAAAAUUUUGUUGAAAAAUCAAUGCAUACAACAACUCUUGUUUCUUUAUCCUGAAUCAGAAGUAAUAAUCAAGUACCAAAACAUACAGAAUAAACUGUUGGCUAAACCUCUGCAGAGCUGCUUUUCUUCUUACAGCAGAGAAUCAAAUUUAGACAUAAUGGUUCAUGGAUACCAAACUACAAUGCUUAAGUUAUACUCAAUGAUAAAAGAGGACUUUAACACACUGGGUGAAAUUUUAACCCCACCCUUGACAGCAAAAUUCAUUAAAGAAACUUACCUGGAUACUAUUACAGAAGAAAUGGCAAAUUUUUUGGCAAAUUUUUGUGAGCUGCAGUUCAAGGAAAGUACUGUCCGUGUGAUUAAAACAAGCAAGACCUUCAGCAGGCAUAGAGGAGCAGUGCAUGCUUUGGUUACUCCUGAAUGUCUACAGAAAGGAAAACAUUUCUUCCUCUCUUUAGAUGAACUCAAAUUCUUAUCACAGCUUGUAAAAUCCCUUUGGAAGAUGGAAAAGGAUGUCCAAGAAUUGUUUGAAGACAUGUUUUUAUCAUUCAAGAUACCCAGAAGUGCUUCAGAAAUUUGGGAGACAUCCAACAGGGAAGUUGUAAUGGAGAAACCUAGAAUAAAUGAAACCAAUAUUCCUUCAGAGCAAUUGCUACCAGUAAAAGAAAUGAGCAAAAACAAAGUGGCUACCUUAGUACAUUUUGGCUGGAGAAGUGCAUUUAAAGAAGUGUCUCUUCCUAUGGCACAUUGUAUAAUAACAACAAUUGAAGAUUUUUCUACAAAAGUUCUCCAACAAGAAGAGAAUGAAAGAUCUUCAACUGAGAGCUAUGUUAUAAAACUUGUAAAUGUUCAGCAAGUUUGGAAGGAUAGCUGUGUGGUUCCUGCUGAGGAUCGAUCAAAGAAAAUUGCUAAGUUUUGUUCUGACAUCAUGGAAAAACUUGACACAAUGCUUCCACUGGCUCUGGCAUGCAGAGAUGAUUCUUUUCAGGAAAUUAGAGCGAACUUUGUGGAGGCCUGUUGUAAAGUGGCAACAGCUGUCUUGGUAAGACUGCAGGAGAGAGGCAAGGAGUUUCCUUCCAGAGCAUCCCUGACAAAUGUGCACACUCUGCUCGCCACGGCAGUGUAUGUCUUCCAGCAUUUCACUCAAUAUGAUAAUUUGAUGAAAGAAACUACUAAGAAACCCAUAUUCCUGGUGCCUGUCCAACAAUAUCAGGAAUUCAUCAACACUCUACAGUUUCAGGUUACGGACUACUGCGUCAGAGUUUGUGCUACAAGCAUUUUACAGGAUGCUGAGAGCCACCACUGGGAUGACUACAAAGCUUUUUAUGAGGGGGAAAGAUGUUCCUUCUCGCUCCAGAUGUGGCAUUAUUUUUUGUGGGCUCUUCAUCAUGAUCUCUGGACUAUUCUGCCCCCUAAAUUAGCCCAAGAUAUUGUAGCAGAAGUGCUGGAGAAAUCUUUGGGUCUCCUGGCCUCCAGAUAUGCUCGUGCCCAUCCAAGUUAUAAGAGAACACCACAGAUAAGACUUGAUGUCACAACAAUUUUAAUAUGCACUGAGAACAUGUUAUGGUCAAUAUGUACAUCCGUACAGAAACUUUUAAAUCCUCAUGAGUAUAUAGAUGAUAAAAUUUUUAAAAUUCACACCCAUUGUAAUAAUCUGUUUACAACAUUAGUCAUUUUGACUUCACCAUUAACUGAAUUAUAUCAGACUUUUCAACAUGGCAUGGCUGAGUCCAGUUCCAAUUCCUUAAAAACAUUUUUCAAACAGCCAUUACAUUGGCUUUCUUGCAUAUCACAUUUCUAUCCUUCUUUACUCAGGACUCCAUCAGCUGGACGAAUGACACCGGAGGGUCAAUUGAAACUGCUCUUAUCCCAGCCAGGUUGUAAUUGGAAACUGCUUCUGGAAACCCUGCUGCAUCAUGAUGCUCUUUUACUGAGGAUCUUGCUGAAGAGCUCAAAAAGCACCUUUCAAGAACAAGUUUCUGAUGCAGAAGAUAAUCUGAACCAAGGAUCCAGCUUGAUAGAAGCCAUAUUUAAAGUGCUGUAUCAUUGCAAUUUUUCACCACAAACAUUUGGAAAUGUUUUUGUGAGCUAUAUGGAAGAUGAACAAUUAUGGGACUUUUUAUAUAACAUUCCAGUCUCAACAUGCGUGGAUUCUGAGCUGGAGGUCAUCCGAUGCUUAAGAUUGGUACUAACUGAUGCCGUCAAGGACAUUGUACAGCACAUAGUAUCUCUGAUGGGUCCUGGGAGAAGCUGUGAGACAAACCUAAACAUGCACAGUAUCCCUGAACGUUUGCGUGACAGCAUCCCGAAAGAAUGGAAUUAUGUUCCAAAAGAAGUUAAAAGGAAAGAAUCAAGUAAAGGCUUCACAAGGCUUGCUGCUCAGGCAGUAUCUAUUGUAAUCAGCAAGUUACCUACGGUGAUUGCAUGUUUGCCUCCCCCAAUUAAAUACUUCUUUUUUCUGUCUGAGAGAAAAAUGUCAAAAAACUUUGUUGAAUUGAAGAAAGCUGGCCUGCUUGUCUGGAACUUGAUUGUAAUUAUAUGUCGGAUAUUUGAGGAUGGAAACACUGUGGAACUUUUAACAGGUGCCUCCCUUGACAGAUGGAGUAAAGAGAAACUGGGUUUAAUCUGUAUGUGUUUGGAAAGCAUUGUGGGGGAGCAGACAAGUAGUCCUAAUCAAAUGACCCAGAAGGUCAUCCAGAGCAUUGAGCAGCAAAAGCCCAACUGGAUUGAAUGCCAAUUGUUGAAAGCAAGGAAAUUGAGCACCGAAUGUGCAUUUAUGACAAUAGAGAAAAGCACAGCCUCAGAAGAAGGAGAUAUUGCUCUUGAACUGACUGAGCAGAAAAUAAACAUGAUGGUCCUGGAUAUCUGCCACAAACCAGGUGGCAGCGAGUACCUGAGGCAAAUUUAUCACAUCAUGCGGCUCAAUGAGGAAUAUUUAAAAGAGCAGCUGUUUUCUAUGAAUGGUUCAGAGGGAAAACUAUUACCCAUCAGACCUUUAAAUAUGACCUUGAGGAGUGUGGAGGAUCAGCCUUCUUCCUUCAACCCUUUCUAUGUGUACAAGGUGUUUAGUGAAAGCAUGCUCGAUCAGUCAGCCAUCACAAAAUGGAACUGGGAUUGGUCAAACUUGUUGCCAAAUUAUCUGGGACUGGAUAAGAUGACCUUCAGUAUACUGCUGAAAAACAGGUGGGAAAUGAAGAAGGAUGAAAGACUAGAAGAAGAAGAAAAAACUAUGCUGGAACAUUUAAAACGAAUUUACACCAUCCAGAACGCUUCUGCUUCAGAUAACACAGAGGAACAGUAAUCUUCAGUAAACAGCAACAGCUUUAUUUUAGGAAAUAAUCACAUGUAAUGGAGUAGGAUUUUUACGAUAGUCAGAAUGAACCUCAGAUGUGCUGUGAAGCAUGAAACCAAUGACUGAGUAAUCUCUGAACUGAAAAGGAAUAUAGCACAUAAGGAAUGAAGUGCUAUAUGUUUUUUAUCCUAAAAAUGAUUUCAAAUGUUUUUCUCUCUCUAAUCUUUCUCUUUAUAUGAUAUAACUGCUGCCAUCUCGUGUUCCCUUUGAAUUACUUUUUUUUUUUCUUUCAGUCUUGGAGAUUCUAUAAUAACAGGCAAAAUAUUUGGAAAUCUUUUCCCUAAGGAUGUUUGAAUACAAAUUUUGGAUUUUAAGGUAAAUGGAAUCACAUAGGCUCCUGAGGGUCACCUGAAAAUCUCAAUUUAUUUUGUAGCUAUAACCCAAGUCCAGGUCUUACUCAUCUUUAAUAUCCACCAUUGUCCUGCCUCCUUUCCCAUAUUUUCUUCCUUACCCAAUUUAUCUUAAUCAUAGCCAUGAAAAGAACUCUGCUGAAGUAUAAUUGUAGUCGUAUCUUUGCUUUAAGAUCCUAUACCUAUUGACUUUAUGUACAGGCAUUUGACUCUCAUUCUCUUGACUCAAUCUACACACUUUCCCUUUUUCCUAACCAAAAAACAUCUUUCUCUCAAAAUUAUGCCCAAAACUCAUUACAGCAAGCUCUACCCCAUAGAUCAUUAUUCAGUUUCUGUUACUUCUGUUUUUUCCAUUACAUUGACACACAUAUGAAAUUGAACAUGUCCUUGCACCCAUUCUAGCAUUUAAAGUUAUAUUUACUGUAUCCUCCUUAUCAGUGCUUGAUAUUAGAUUAUAAAGACCUUGAAAUCUUUAUAGUUUCAAAAAUCUCUGUUGUUCCCUUUGUAGCAAUAGCCUUCCCAAAUGCCUGCUACAGUUAUUUAUUUAGUGGGCAAUUAACAAACACAUUUUUUUUGAAUGCCUGCCAUUGAAAGAAGAAGGUAACAAAGACAAUGAAAGACUGUUGAACAAUCUAUAGGACAUUUAGGAGAAGCCUUAUGUCAUAAAUUCUUUUAAACCAUUUAACAUUGAACAUCAUAGUUUCUGGUAUUCUCAGAUUGUCUAUGUGCCCACAUUCUGUGAUUUUUAUAAAAUAUGUGUAGGCUACAUGGCUUCCAAAGGAAAGUACUUAUGCAUUUUUCAAAGUGUAAAAGCUUAGAGUGCAGAGGAGGUCACCUUAGAAAAUCUUUUUGCAUUAUUUCUUUAAAUAAAAAUACAGCUGGCCAUGGAGCCAGCUGCCUACCAAAAAACAUUUUAUUUAUAAAGAAUGUACUUUAGUUUGGCCAAUCUAAUCACGAACCAUGUGUUUUAAAACACAGUUGUAAUAAUUUCUAAAAGUUCUAUGCAGACCAUUUAAAUAAUUGUAAGAAAAUUUUAUGAGAUUUGGGAAUGCUUUCCAUUUAAUCUGAACUGUAAGCAGUUACUGGAAAACUCAGGAUAAGGCAACAGUUGACAUUAUUCCUUCAGUCAGUAAUGGCCUAUCUAUGAAAUCUGCAAAAAUUUGUUUUGUAAGAAUAAACACUAAAAUAUAAAGUCAAAAUAAAAAUAAAUGGAUCCAAUUAACUAAAUACAAUAAUCUUAUGAAGCCACAGGAUGUCAUAUUUGUGUUCUUUAGCAUCUAAUAUAUCCACAGAUCAUCUUUAAGAUGACUUUUAACUUGAAUCCAUAUAUUUUUGUACCACUUCGUGGAAGUGCCUGAAUAGCUCCAGAAAAAAUUACUUUAUGACUCACUUUUUUAAGGAAAGAAGUAUAUUAUGGGGGAAAUGUGAAGAAUUGAAAGUAGCGAAAAAUAGGAGAGAAGAGCUUACAUUCUUUUCUAUACCUAUUGAAUUAUCUUUUGUAAUUUAGUGAAAUUAUAUAGCCAUAGUGCAAUCAAAUUUAUAAUUGGAAAUGAUAAAUGACGUCACUGAUUUAUCAGAUGGUUUUGACUUUAUACUUCAUAUGUUUCUUAAACUAUGACAAGAAGUGGUAUUUCAAAACAUUUGUUCUUUCUCAUCUUUAUUUUGCAUUUGUGGGAGUUAACAACAGGAAUGAGGUCUAAUAUUUUAUAACUCCUCGCAUGCUUAUUACAAAAAUGUUAUAUUCUUAUAAAAUAAUAACUUUAGUGGUCCGCUUAUGUAUUUUCAUAUAAAUACAGACUUAUAUUUUGACUUAGCAGUUACUAUAUUAAAUAGUAUGAAUUAAUUUUUAAUAAAAUAUAGAUAAUAUGUAUAUCAGAUGUUUUACAUUUCUGUCAUCUCUAAAAGCACUGUUACAGAACUAUCAACUUAAAAUAGAAAAAUAAAUCACUGGUUUUCUCUACCAAUUGUUGCCUACUCAAGAACAUACAUAUAAUGUUCUCUUAUCCCAGUUCAUAUAUUACUGAGUCAGAGAUCUUCAGAACUUGACAGAACCACAAAGAAAUGGAAACCUGGAUCACUGAUAGAACCAUGAAAGUAGUCCUGAGGUAUCUACAUUUAUGUGUAUGAAAAAUAAACUUCUAUUUUGUUUAAACUGCUAUUAUUUGGGUUUUUUAAUUACCCAAAUCUUGAACUACCAAAUCUUAUCCUAACAAAUAUAUGAUAUGGGAGAAAAAUUUCAAAUAGCAAAGCUGAAGUUACACUAUGGCUCUGAAAAAAGAUAUAAAAUUGGCCAGAGGCCAGUAGUGUGGAAAGUUUGACCAAGAGGGAUUUGUCCAGUGAACAAGUUGCUUUUUGCAUCCUCAUAAUAAUAGAUAGAAAGUCUCCUUGCAAGAUCAAUAUUAUAAUUGUAUGUCAUGUAAUCACAUGCACAUAAUCAUGCAAAUUCCAUCACCUUCACCAAAUUAUAGUGGUUAAAAGCAAGUCACUCAUUGCUCACAUGCUCAGGGAGAAAAAAAUCACACAAUAGCAUAAAUGUCAGAAGGUAGGAAUAAUGGAGCUACUCUAGAGUCUGUCUACCACAAGUUGGAAUCUAGGCUCUGAAAUCCCCUGUAUUGUAGGGGUGAGGCAAACAGGGAAAUGGAAUAAGAGUUGGACUAGGAAUAAGAAAAACUGGGACUUGUCUGCUGUCAUUUAUUAAGCAGCUUCUGUAAGCCAAGCUCUGUGCCAGGCUAUAAGUAAUCCAUUUAAUUCUCUUUAAGUUCUUACUGAGGUUAUAUAUUGAAAACCUCAUUUGGAUUAGUAAGGAAAUAAAUUACAAUGAUAUGAAAAAAACUGACCCAAAUUUUAAAUAAGAAUGCACGUUAAAGUUCAGACUUUAAUAUACCACCUCUUACUCAACCAUAUACAAAUAAGUGAAAUAAUACAAGCAGAAAAUCUGAGCUGGGUUCAAAAGCAAAAUAAACAGACUAUUUGAAAUUUAACUGAGCAUGUCCAAAAUGACACCCCUGAAGCUGACAGCGUAAUUUAUAGCAUAACAACAUGAAAGUUUCACUGAAACACUCCUAAGAAAUAUUUAAAGAACAAAUUUUUCCCAUGCUUAACUUUUUAAAAAUGUUUUACAAUUAAU
This is a messenger RNA of Talpa occidentalis (Iberian mole), 7813 nucleotides long. Its product is annotated as KIAA0825 ortholog. The coding region runs from base 425 to 4285 and encodes 1286 amino acids. The transcript has 22 exons. Lineage: Eukaryota; Metazoa; Chordata; Mammalia; Eulipotyphla; Talpidae. The record is from RefSeq and is a predicted model, not a curated record.